AUGGCUCAAGUAAAAGAAUGUAUACAAAAAGCAUAUGAAUGUUCGAAAGUACGUGACACCGUCGUUCCGAAAAGCUGUUUACGCAAACAAUCCAAGCAUAAUUGCAGAUGUAAAAGUAUCACAGCUUGCAAAGCAUUAAAGAAUGAAUACAAGUACGUGCAGCCAUGUCGGCCGGAUCUGUGUAUACCAGCACCGCAAACUCACCUGAGCGAUGCGCGGUUCGCUGACGAUUCCAUCUACAGUCGUUCAUUCUACCAACACGACGUCUGUCGUGCCAAGCCUGUCAUACAUCCUGACCAUAUAGUAAUGGCCGGUGAAUUUCAGGACGAAACGGUGCACAAGUUGAGUUACCCAGUACAAUGUGCGCCAGUUGUGCAAAAAAUCACGCCUAAGGACCAUUGUUUGACGGGCACGGGACCAAUGCGGCUGAUAACCACUCAACAACAUGAUUAUUACGGGCCAUGCGAUGCUGGCCGCCGAAAGAACAUUAUACCGAUAAGCAAUCUUAUCCGGUCUGAAUGUCCGAUGGCGGGGUUGACCACGACUAACUUAUCGUACCAGCCGGUGUGCGCCGGGCCGAUGGAGAAUUACAAACCACACACCUGUUAUACCGUUCCUGUGGAAGGCAUGGAUAUGAAUACCGUGCAAAGAUGCAGCUACAAACUUGUCGAACCCAAUGAAAAACUGCCUACUCCGUGGGCAGAAAAACUGGAAUAUUGUAAGCCGGAUGACGCAAUAGAAUGCUGUACGGUGUACAACUAUAGCUAUAAGGAACCGGGUGCAUAUAUGUUGGACGAUGGUUGUGGCAACACGCUUGAUAUUGUCGCAGAAAGUACUUUAGAAAACUGUUGUCCGCCUAGCUGCUUGGCUGAUAAUGUGGAUGACGAAUUUAAAUCGCGAUUCAUUAAGGCUCAUCAGUUUGAUGAUUAA
This is a messenger RNA of Metopolophium dirhodum (rose-grain aphid), 930 nucleotides long. RefSeq lists its product as uncharacterized. The record is from RefSeq and is a predicted model, not a curated record. The transcript is spliced from 8 exons. Bases 1 to 930 code for a protein of 309 amino acids. NCBI's taxonomy places the organism in Eukaryota, Metazoa, Arthropoda, Insecta, Hemiptera, Aphididae.